AUGGCGACGACAUCGAAAGAGUCUCGCAUCAGAGGGUACAAUCACGUUCACGGUAACCCUGACCUGGAGGUCAAGGUUCAGGACUGCGUAUUUCAGGUCCACAAAAAAGUCCUGAUGGAGACGUCCGACUAUUUCCGCGCCAUGUUGGAGAGCGGCAUGAGAGAAAGCCGGGAAAACUCCGUCCAACUUCAAGGAUUUACGCCUGAAGCGUUUCAGAUCGUUCUGGACUUUCUGUACGAAUCCAAGCCGAUCAAAAGGGACGAUAAACUACACUGUGUUCUCGAGAUGGCACAGUUUCUCCAGAUGCGGCCAGUUCUGGACUAUAUCAAGAGUAAACUCAGCUGUGAGAACUGUGCCCAUCUGUACAUGCUGGCUGAUACCUACGCGAUCAGCGAUCUGAGGGAGGCUGCAGCACAGCUCAUGGGCGACAACUAUCUCAAGUUUCUUUGCUCGGAAGUUUUCGAAGAGCUGAGGGAGGAACAGCGAGAAGAGGUUCGGAAGACGCGCUUCAGACACCAGAAGUUCUUGUGUGGUGUGAAUACCGGGUAUAUCACGUGGCCCGAGCCAGGGCCGAGGGAGUUCAUGUACUACGAUCACUGCAAGGAUGCGUGGAAGACCUUCACAGAAAAGCCUGAGCAGGCGUGUGCGAGGGGGUGGGGCGUGGCCGUGCUGGACAACUACAUCUACGUCAUCGGGGGUUACGGCAAACCGCGAUUCGGGCAUCCGUCCGGGAUAGCCGUCCGGGACGUGCUGUCGGAAUCCUUCUGCUACGAUCCCAUCAAGAACACAUGGUUCCAGAUACGUUCCCUCGGCGAAGCCAGGGCUUACUUCGGAACCGUGGUUCACGACAGGUCUGUCUACGCCAUCGGUGGGUUCCAGUACGACUACACGGUAAAAACCAUGGAGAGAUACAUUCCAGAACAGGACAGGUGGGAGUUCAGAAGGCCUCUGCCCGGAGACUGGACUAACUACGAUCUAGCCGUCGUCUGCAAGGGUGACAUCUACAUCAACUCGGAAGAGGAAGGGACGGGAGCGUUUGCACUUCUCAAGUAUAUAUCCAACAUCAACCAGUGGGUAAUUCUGUCUCCCCUGCCCAGAAAACGGGACAAGCACAGCAUGGUCGCGGUGGGCGAAACCAUCUACCUUCUGGGCGGUCUCGUUCCCGGAGUAGACUGCUUCAAUGUCACCACGAAGCAGUGGUCCGUCCUGGCCGCCCACCCCGCGGCCACAGAGGCUGUGGAGUUUGAGAAGGGGUGUACAGAAAUGGACGGGACGAUCUACGUGUUAAACAGCGAUGACUUGUCUUGUUAUAGCCUAGAGGCGCAGACUUGGGUGCAGGGGUUGUCAGCCUUCCCCGGCGGGUAUUACGCCAAUAAAGCAUUCGUCGCUUAUCUGCCACUUGAACUGCAAGUUGUGUAG
Messenger RNA from Branchiostoma belcheri (Belcher's lancelet), 1419 nucleotides. Its product is annotated as kelch-like protein 42. The record is from RefSeq and is a predicted model, not a curated record. NCBI's taxonomy places the organism in Eukaryota, Metazoa, Chordata, Leptocardii, Amphioxiformes, Branchiostomatidae. Gene Ontology annotation, molecular function: protein binding.